AGCGUAUCACCAACAGAUUUCCUUCAAUCCCCAACAAACCCCAGAAAGAUGGCGACACGAAAUAAAUUCCCACGAGGACAGUGAAAUCCCCUCCCAACUCACUCCACCAACUUCCCAAACUCUCAUUACUCUGUGCUCAUUGUCCUGUACAUUUUCUCCAUGUCGUGUGGGUCCAUAAAGGGACAGUGAGAUAUAUCCCGACAAAAUUUCACCGAUUAUCUGAAUAAAUUGGUGAAUAAACACCAUUUACAACAGACUGAUCAGUCCAAAACACCGAUAGAUAAGUGAAUCAACCAGUAACACUGCAAUAUCCACAUUAAAUUGUCCACGAGAAGUUAAAACAACACAUACAUAUUAACCGAUAGACCAAUCUUAUGAGCAUUUGUCGAGGCGCCAAAGUUGUCCCGCAUCGGCGCUUAUUUCACCCCAAGUGGUAUCAAUGUUGUCUGGCAAUGGUGUGUAAGGAGAACGUGGAAUCAUGGUUUCGGAAUCUGUCCAGUUAUAGCCGUAUCGAUGUAAUGUGCAGUAUGCUGAACAUGUGUUUACCGUUUGAAGUGCGGUACCUGGGUACAUACGUUGAGGACAGAGGAAAGAGAGAUUACAAUGAUUUGCGUGACACUGAGCAUCACGCCAAUAAUGCAUCUGAUGUCAGUGAAUUAUCAACACUGGGUGUCGGUGAUACGAGAACCAGACGAAAACUCAUACUGUACAUCUCCUUGCUGCAUGGCUGCAAUUACUCUUGCGCUGAAAUUCUUUACAAGAUCCUGGGUAGUCUCGAUGAUCAGGAGAUUGACAGCAUAUUGAAUGGGACCACUGUCAAUCAGGAGCAGAAGGAUGAACAGCCACUCGAGGAGCUUCUUCUCCUCUACACCAUGGCACACUAUCAUCCCGGUUUCAGUUUUGACCAGAAGAAGAGAGUUGGGGAUAUUCUUGUUAAACUCCAGAAGGAAGAGACGAGAUUGAAUCCUGAGGAACCCGAACCGAGCAUAGCAGGCAACGAUCGUCUUGAGGGAUCUGGUGAAAUGCCAUCGAACUGUGCAAUGCCUCCAUCGCCACUGCCACAAUAUCCACCAGAGGUCCAGAUGAGGCCCCCACUGAUGGGUGGAGUUGGGCCAGGAAUGACAAUGCCACUUCCAGGUCUGUGCAUUGCACCAGGGACUGAUCAGAUGCCAGUGGGGCCGUCAAAUCCCCAGUACUUGCCCCUAGGUUUUCCCUCAGCAGUGAGUCCCAUGCCUCCAUGGCAGAAUCAGACUGUAAUGAUGACCCCAGUGAAUCAAAUGAUGUAUCCUGCUGAGAUACCAGGAUAUCCAAUGUCCCCAAUGGUCUCUCGACAGUCAUCACCAUCACAAUCACGAUCUCCAAGUCGAAGUAAUUCACCCAUGGCCCGGAGAAAUAAUUCCAGAAUGACAACAGAAGAGGCAGAAGAUCUGACGCAGGUGCCAUGUGUGAGGCCAUGGUGGUCUGCGUCGAGUCGUCAAUCAAAUGUCUCCAACUCUGGUACAAGCAGGAGAAAUAAUUCUCCGAGACUCAUGACAGCCGACGAGGUUGAAGAGAUAACGCAGGUGCCAUGUAUGAGGCCCUUGUGGUCUACGUCGAGUCGUCAAUCAAAUGUCUCCAACUCUGGUACGAGCAGGAGAAAUAAUUCUCCGAGACUGAUGACAGCCGACGAGGUUGAAGAGCUAACGCAGGUGCCAUGUAUGAGGCCCAUGUGGUCUACCUCGAGUCGUCAAUCAAAUGUCUCCAACUCUGGUACAAGCAGGAGAAAUAAUUCCCCGAGACUGAUGACAGCCGACGAGAUCGAAGAGCUCACGCAGGUGCCGUGUAUGAGGCCCAGGUGGACCACCCCCAGUCGUCAAUCAAAUAUCUCCAACUCUGGAACGAGUACUGGACUACCAGCAGUGAAUCGCAGUACUCCUAGUCAGAGGGUAGCAACCAGAGAGUCUCCCAUGAAUUACUCCAGGCACAAUGACAGUGAUAAUCUCAAUACUGCUGCUGCUAGUAGUAUUGAUAAUAAAGCUAAUAAACAACCACCACCUGCACGGUUGCGAUCAUCUGUCUCCGGGGAUUCCAUCAGGGACAGUGGAGAGGAUCUCCCCAAUUUCAAAGGCAAUCUACAGAAUUACUCGCAUGAAGAGAUCAGGAGAUUGAGUGACGAAGACCUGAGAGACAUUGGUCUGACCCCAAAUGCAGUAGGUCAGCUUCGAAACAUCGUGAGAAGUCAAACUACUAACGGUCUCUCGAGUCAGCCAUCAGUUUCCCUCCCGGAGAAGAAACCAGAAGUAUCAGCACCCCUGAACCACCCGCCACCAUCGCCCCUACCCCCUGCAGACUGCGAAGUUGUCCAAAACAAUGACCAAUUGAACGAAACAAGUGCCAUGAAGGCAUCUCCACUUCCCCAGCCCCUCCCCGAGCUGUACCAACCCCUUCUACAUCACCAUCACCACCACAACAACCACAACUUGGGAGGAAUUAGAAGAUACCCUACAAUGCCACCCCUAGAUCCCAGCCAGAUUCCCCAGAUGUACACAACCCCACCUCCAACCCUUUACCCAACCCAAAAUCCUUGCUACGCGUGUUUUCCAGUCUCGGGUAUUCCAACACGUUUCACCAGAUGUCCAUCACAGCACAUGUACUGCCUGACACACCUCCAGACCCUCAGACUGGACGACAGCAGUCGUCAGGGCUCACAGAGCAGUAGUUCAGACAGCACUGGAAGUAGAUCACCACCAGAAACACCACCAGCAGCUCCAUGGGUGAAUUCAAAUGCCACGACGACUGUCAUGAAUUCUCCAACGUCCACAGGCACAAUAACGAUGUCCUCGAUUACCCCAGGUGGUACGAUUGUCUCAUCAUCGAGUUCAGGGGUAAUACCAACGUCUGUGAUCACAACAGCAACAGCAACAACAACAACACCAGUGACAAGUGAUGGCUAUAAUCCACCUGAGCACAAUCAGGGCUCCAUUGUGACACAUCAGACUGGACACAUACCACAGAUGAGUGAUAGACCUAGACACAGGAAGGGACACAUGAUGAGGCACAAAAAUCAGAUGAUUAAUGGUGCACCUGCUGUCAAUAUGGCACCCUGUAUAUCAGCUUUUCCGGUAUCUGGACACUCGCAGAUGACUUUUCUACCCCAUGGUCAUGUCUCAUUGAGGCCUAAUACUGCUAUGUAUCCAAGUUUUUCUGGGUACAGGCCCAGCUAUCCUGGCAGCUUUCAGUCCAAUGGGGAGAUUAUGUUCCCUUAUCCACCACCUACUACUGGUGGCACUCCACCACCUCCUACUAUGCCACCUUCGACGGUUACUGUCGUUGUACCAUCUCCAGCACCACAGAGCUAUAUGCCACCUGCUUCUGUUGUACCCUUCACAGCAACCGUCCAGCAACCCAAAAUAUCUUGUUAUAAUUGCGGGAGUAGCAGUCAUCAUCCUGGGGAUUGCAAGGAUCAGACUAUGGAGGAUCUUACGAAGAGAGCACCAUAUCGAUUAGACUAUUCAACAGCGAAGCAACCCGCCGAUUGUCUGAACGACAAGUGAUCUCUGAACCGUAAAGGGGCGAUUAAAACGAUAACAACGACCCAAGCCACUCUGGCAAGAGUACGUCACGAAAUAAAAUCAAAAUCCCUUGAUAAUCGGCAAAAUUGCAGCCUCUACCUGCAAUUACUUGUUGAAAUACCUUACAAUCAACAUUACAUCGCCGACAGAGAUUUUUUAAACGCUGAUCUAUCACAAUUAACUCUACCAAGUACACGUUUUACAAGUUACUAUUUAUGACCCUCAUUGUAAUUGUUAUUAAUAUUAUUAUGAAUCCUAGAAAAUAUCUAUACAUAUAUACGAUAUAUUUAUUAUAUUUAAUAUAUGUAUAAAUAUUUAUUAAUUAGUCGUGUACAGAGUAGGAAAUAUCGUAAAUAUUAAAACGUAUUUUUCUUUUUUUUUUCGAUCACAUUUUAUUUAUAUCGCUCUUUUCAAUUAAUUCAUUAGUACUUGAGGUUUAUUACGAAAAUAAAAACAAAAAAAAAUAUAUAAAAUAUUGUAAAUUGAAAAAAAAGGAUGACAGGAUAGCAAGAGCUUCAUUUUCUCCAGGACAGGGAUUUCUUGGCUGGAGAAAAUCUGCAUUGAAGUGGUGAAACGGAAUAAUUCGAUUUAUCACGUUUUAUUGAGAGUCAAUUUCUGUUUAGAAUGAUUUGAGACAUUUGUGCUUCAUGCGUGAAUUUUUCUAGGUAUUUUUCAUCUAAACUUUUUGUAGAGAGAAUAAGAAUUUACAAAAGAGUUUUCGCGAUAAAUCAUCAACUCCGUUGCCCUUUGCAAUUCUAUAAUUAAUUUUUAACUGAUAUUCCAUGACUCAUCGAUUUUUCGAGUGGUUGAUCGGAGGACGAGAUCCUUAUCAUAUUCUGGAUAUGAAAAAAAAUGUCUUUGGCAUUUAUUUCUCACAUCACUCAUUUAAAAAAUGUUUAUGUAAUGAUGUCGACACAUUACGUUUCACCAUGUCAAUAGAGAAAUGAACAAUGAUUCUGUAAUAAAAAAAUAUUCGUUGAGUAAAAUUAGACGAAAAAACGACCAUAAGUGUUCUACUAUCAAAAUAGCUGCCGUAGUCCUCCAGUUGUAAUUCGUAUUGGAUCUGAGAAGUGAAACAAAUCUACAGAAAUGUUUUAAAAUUGUAAUAAUAACGUGUAUCUCCGUAAACCACGAUGGACAAUUCAAUCUCCAAUGGAGAUAAAAGCAAAAUAAUUUUCAAAACUAUGUAUUACCAUAAAAAUUAAAUACUGUAUCCGAAAAUGAAAUGGGAGAACUUAAAAUGUGCAAUGUGCUUGUUAGAUAGAAAAAGUCCACGGCAUGAGAGAAAUUAAUUGAAACUGCACGCCAACUCAAUGAUUUUUCUGCGGCAGCUAAAUUAUAUUUGUUCCGUUUUAUUGAGUGUACAGAUCAGAUGAAUAGAAUUGCUAUUUUCCACGGAUUAUUUUGUUUCCAUAAUGAUUUUUCUAGAAUCUAAAUAAUAAUUUCAGUAGUAAAAAAACGAAAAGGGAAAAAG
This is a messenger RNA of Fopius arisanus, 5025 nucleotides long. Its product is annotated as flocculation protein FLO11. The coding region runs from base 375 to 3533 and encodes 1052 amino acids. NCBI's taxonomy places the organism in Eukaryota, Metazoa, Arthropoda, Insecta, Hymenoptera, Braconidae. The record is from RefSeq and is a predicted model, not a curated record. Gene Ontology annotation, molecular function: zinc ion binding; nucleic acid binding. The transcript is spliced from 5 exons.